Molecule: messenger RNA, 4667 nt
Organism: Chara braunii
Lineage: Eukaryota; Viridiplantae; Streptophyta; Charophyceae; Charales; Characeae
Source: the annotation of a GenBank genome assembly
AUGGGGAUGUCUAAGAGGAUGAAGACGGAUGCCAGGGCUGGCUCCAGGCACCAUCAGAAGCCUCCUGACCCACCAACACCACGUGAAGAUGUAAAGGAAGAUAAACCAGUGGCAGUUCGGGCUGCCGCCGCUGUCUGUUGCAGCUCAGAUGGUGCUGACGUGGCAACCACGCAGCCCAUCAAAGCUGUAGAAACAGAUCCUGAUUUUUUGAGAUGGACGGUUGAUGAUGACAUUCUUCUGAAGAAUGCAAUGGAGGCAGGGUUUGCGAUCGAGGCCAUGGCUAAGGGGGCCAUCGAGUUCUCCCAUCGUUUCUCUGCGGCGGAGCUGAUAAAGCGGUGGCGGGCGCUUCUUUAUGACCCACAUGUGGCUGGCGGCGGUGAGGGCGUGGGAGUUGAUGGGAAGCCUCGCCGGCUGGACAGUGUGAGGAUGCAUUAUCGAAGGUGGAAACGAAAGCGGUUGGAGGAAGAGAAUUGGAAAGCAAGAGCAACAGGGGGAGGGGCCCAACUGAAUGCCGCUGCACCGAUCGGCUGCUCGCCGGCUGUUCUUGCAGGCUUGGAGCAUGCCCAAAUGGCCUUGGCAGGCGUCCUUGGGAACACAAAUGGGACGGUGAACGGGGCUGGGGGUGACGAUAUGAGUUGCAUGAUGAUUAGCGAUUUUCUAGGUGGGGGAGGGCUUGCCAGGAACGAUGAAGGUUUGUUGGGUGCCGGAUCUCUUCCCUUGGGGGACUUGAUGGAGAUGGGUGGCGACGAGGGGGCAGCCCUGAGCUUGCUGAUGUCGCUGCCGCAAAAUGCGAAGGAGGCAGAGAUGUUUGGCUUGCUUGCUACCAGUGGAAUUGAUACUUCAGCUGAAGUAUCCAUUCCAACGAGGGUUAUGCAGUCCGUAGCAGAAAGUGGACCGAUGGGACUAUGUCCUAUAGUGGCGGGUGCGCCUACUGCAUUUGCCUCCGCAGGACAGUUUGGACUGGGAACAGUUAUGGGAUUUCCGGGAGCGGCGAUGAGCGGAGUCGUGCCAACUGCUGCUCUGUUAUCGGAUGAUGGCGGGAGCUUCUACAUUGGAGAGGGAGGGGAGAGUUUGCUGCUACCUUCUGGUUUGCAGGAUGACCAUCAGAUGAACCAUCACGCUGCAGGAGCGGGAGCGGGAGCGGGAGGGAUGAUGCCUGUGAUAGGAAUUCCGAGCAUGGCGGGGGAAUAUUUGAAAACUGAGGAGGAGCAGGCGGCAGAAGCAGAGUUUCUUGUUGCGGCCAUGGACACGAGAGUAAGCGAAUUCCCAGAAGGAGGGAUGGUUGGCGGCAGCGAGGAGGAGGCAGCGUUGGUUAUGGUGAAAGAGGAGGGUGGAGAGGUUCUUGGUGGGUGGUGUGCACCUGCAGCCACUCUGAUAAACGGCCGGGAGUCUCUGGGUCUGGGAAACACAAACGACUGUGUCGCGGAGAAGCUUUCUUCAAAGAUCAGAAAUGACCAGUGUCCUGCGAUGAAGGAUGUCCGGAGCAAACAGGGUGUUCUUGUCGUUGGCAAAGAGAAGGGGACGGCCGCACAGAACAGAGGGGAGGAAAUGGAAAAAUACAUGGAGCAGGCAGACGAGAGAAGGGAAGUUGAACUGUUUCUGAACGUCGACAUACCGAAUGUCGAAGAAGACGAAGAAGAUGUACCCGGUAUUUCUUCUUCUGAGGUUGGUCAGUCUGCUGCCAGGAAUCAGAAGCUGGCAGACAGUGGCGAUCACGCAGGGAGAGUUACAUUGGGCAUGGAUCUGGAGGCAAAGGGCGAGGUUCGUGAGCAAAUUGACGGCUCGUCGUUCCUUCCAGAUGAAGGAAAACGUUCACGGAUAGAGUCGAAAACGACUGCCAGCGCAGUCUCUAGCAACAAAUCCCCACUCUGUUCAUUGGAUCAGGCUGUGGUGGAAGGCGAUCGUGCCUCUGCCGUGGCAAAGACGGGGGAUGGUAACAACGUAGAAGGUGGAAAACGAGCUGUCAGCGUUGAUGCCCCUUCUGCUGCUAUGCUUCUGGUAAUUGAACCCUCUCGAAUGACAGGGUCAAAAAACGUUCCAGAAAUUUCAACACGCAGCGGCAACCAUAAGGUUCUUGAAAGAAACCGUCACGUGCCCAUGGCUGCAUUGGAAACAACUGGCAGCCCUAGACAACAAAGCACCGCUUUGAACAUGAGCAUGGCAGAGGGCGCACCGCAUCGGGAGAACACAGGGCUGGUCGCUGUUGAAUCGAGAAGUAUGCGACUGUCAGAAGAUGGUAGUGCUUUCGACAAAGGCAGCUAUGGAAACCCAGCACAGGUUGCCGAGGUGCGAGUGCCGGAUGGUGCCUUUCGAAACGAGCAGCUAGGAGAAGUACGGAAGCAGGUUCAUGAGCCUUCUCCUUUGCGGGAACCGGUAUUACGUGGGACAGUUACAAACAAUUCAAUGACACUGAUUGGAGAUGGCAGCGAAGAAGAAAAACCACCGAAGCUCAUGGUAUGCCCAGGAUCGAAGGAGGAUGCGAUGGUGGAGAAGACGUUGACUGGGCAGGAAGACGGGAAGGGAAUUGUGAAAGCGCACGAAUGGAACGAAGGACUCGUCCGAUCGCAGCAGGGGGACUCAGCGGAGGCGUCUCAGGGGAAGUGUGGCGGAGGAAGUGGGCAGGUGAUGACAAUGAAAAUUGUCAAGGUGAAGAAAGAGCCCAUUGCAGAAGAAGAGAUUCCUCCUCCUCCUCCUCCUCCUGCUGCAGAUGACGGCCUCGGCAGUGUCAUGAUGAUGAGCCACCUGGCAUCUGAGUCAGGAAAUUUUUCAGACGACCUUGUUAUCGCCAGUCCCGAUGGGUGUCUUGAUCUUCUGGCCACCGAUUUGGACGAACACGUCGCUACUGAUUCUGUUCCAGAAAUGCGGCAUCUCUCGUCAGUCCUUGCCACACCGCAGUCGUCGAACUUGGCAGCUAGCAGUUCGAGAAAUUCCGCGUCCUUUGCAUCCCAAGUAGAGACGGGCAGUGCUUACAUAACGCGCGGACCUGCCUCGUCCUCAGUGAGUGCUGAAGCAAAACCUGGGAUCAGGAAGCAUGUAGAGGGUAUCGUGCCAGAAAUCAACUCGAUCAUGAACAUGAACUUGGCGUCAAUCGUAAGUGACCCGACCAGUGUGCGAGGCCUCAGGCAAACCUGCGGGCUGCAGACGACUAUGUUGAAUGAUGUCGACUCUGGACCUAUACAGAGUUUGGGUGAAGUUGCCAUGCCAGGGGGCCCUGCCUGUGGGAGCACCACAACAGUAGCAGUAUGUCACACAAAUGGUGGUGCGAAGGCGCUCUUUGCAUCAAGCUGCAGCAGUGACAUGGUACGGAACUCACAAACGACAGCCACGGGCGAUGGUGUCUCGCUGCAGCACCUCGGCAUGUGCAAGCCUCUGCUACCACCUCUCAUUGGAUCUAUCAUCCAAGAGGAACCUGGCAUGGUGGCAAUUCCGGGAGCCAAUCGUUUCCGAGGCAACCAGAGCGGUGCGGCUUGUCUUGCAGAUCGUGCCACUUCCCAACCCCAGCCAGAAGCACCGACUGCCACAGCGCAGUAUAUCAACCCCACAGAUGCACCCGAAGGUGGCGGCAACAGUGCCGCCCAUCACGCUAUCGUAGCAGCAGGUGGAUCGAUCACGAAUGGAGGCGGCUGCACCUCACGAGGUGGAGGGAUGGCGUGUAAAGGUACAAUUGGAGAUUCCGCAGCUGGAGACGGACAACGCAUAUCGAACCAAUCCAUGAAAGGAGAGAACAAGGAUGAUAGAACGUCAGAUGAAUUGGAGAGUGAUGGCGACGUGCCGUCCUUCUCGGAUGUGGAGGCUAUGAUUCUGGAUAUGGAUUUGACGCCUGCCACUGGACUGAAAGGGAUGUCUGCACGGGGAGAGUCUAGACGCAUAUUCAAUCGCCAUAAGCGUGCAAUUGUACGGUUGGAACAAAUGGCCGGAGAAGCGAUAUCGAGAGCUAUGACUGCGGAACAUGCAUUUGCAGCUCUCUAUGGGAAGGCCAUCAGAUAUCUGAUGAGAAAGCCAGAGAUAUCGCUGGGGCGAGCAACACUUGAUUACGCAGUUGAUGUUGAUCUAGGACGGGAAGGGAAAGCAAAUAAAGUAUCGCGCCAGCAGGCUUACAUCAGAUUAAAGCAGGACGGAUCGUUUUGCUUGAGGAAUGUCGGGCGUCGGGUUCUUCUUGUAAAUAAUCAGCCGAUUGAGAUAGGUCAGCGGACAAAGCUCGAGAACAACAGCUUAAUUGAGGUCGGAGGGAUGCGGCUCAUUUUUGAAAUCAACAGGCAUUUGAUGCCGAAGGCAGCGGUGGAAACUGUGUGUCAGGAAGAUAGCAAAAAACAAGCUCCACAAGGAUCGUAAUCGACGGCGCUAAGUGUUGCGAGCAUGGUGUCCCUCUCCCCCCUCUCCAUGGCUAGCAGUAGUUUGUUUUAUCCGGAAGCCGACCUGUGGCGCAAUCUGUGUGACGACAACAAGAGCACGGCGAAAAGCAAUCUCUACAGGGACCGUCUUCACACUGCCGACCGUUUGAAGGCCUACGGUGUCAUGUUCUCCCUUCCCCCCCUGUGGGAGGGGUGGUUUUCACCCCUUCUCCUCACGGUACUUUGGUCUUUGCCACACCCCUCGUGAAAUGGAAAAAUGCAAGUGUAUCUUUCAGGAAAACAAAAGAAAAAGUGCAGUAAAAUGUAUCAGUUCGC